This is a messenger RNA of Haliotis rufescens (red abalone), 5588 nucleotides long. RefSeq lists its product as uncharacterized. Bases 3235 to 4671 code for a protein of 478 amino acids. The transcript is spliced from 2 exons. Lineage: Eukaryota; Metazoa; Mollusca; Gastropoda; Lepetellida; Haliotidae. The record is from RefSeq and is a predicted model, not a curated record.
GAAUACAGAAGGUAACAUGGUUUGGAGGGUAAAUACAGAAGGUAACAUGGUUUGGAGGGUGAAUACAGAAGGUAACAUGGUUUGGAAGGUGAAUACAGAAGGUAACAUGGUUUGGAGGGUAAAUACAGAAGCUAACAUGGUUUCGAGGGUGAAUACAGAAGGUAACAUGGUUUGGAGGGUGAAUACAGAAGGUAGCAUGGAUUGGAGGGUGUAGCAUGGAUUGGAGGGUGUAGCAUGGAUUGGAGGGUGAAUACAGAAGGUAGCGUGUAUUGGAGGGUAAAUACAGAAGGUAGCGUGUAUUCGAAUGUGAAUACAGAAGAUAGCAUGGAUUGGAGCGUAAAUACAGAAGGUAGCAUGGAUUGGAGGGUGAAUACAGAAGGUAGCAUGGAUUUGAGCGUGAAGACAGAAGGUAGCAUGGAUUGGAGGAUGAAUACAGAAGGUAGCAUCUAUUGGAGGGUGAAUACAGAAGGUAGCAUGGAUUGGAGGGUGAAUGCAGAAGGUAGCAUGGAUUGGAGGGUGAAUACAGAAGGUAGCAUGGAUUGGAGGGUGAAUACAGAAGGUAGCGUCUAUUGGAGGGUGAAUACAGAAGGUAGCAUGGAUUGGAGGGUGAAUGCAGAAGGUAGCAUGGAUUGGAGGAUGAAUACAGAAGGUAGUGUCUAUUGGAGGGUGAAUACAGAAGGUAGCAUGGAUUGAAGGAUGAAAACAGAAGGUAGCAUGGAUUGGAGGGUGAAUUUAGAAGAUAGCGUAGAUUGGAGGGUGAAUACAGAAGAUAGCAUCGAUUGGAGGGUGAAUACAGAAGGUAGCAUGGAUUGGAGGUUGAAUACAGAAGGUAGCAUGGAUUGGAGGGUGAAUACAGAAGGUAGCAUGGAUUGGAGCGUAAAUACAGAAGGUAGCAUGGAUUGGAGGGCGAAUACAGAAGGUAGCAUGGAUUGGAGCGUGAAGACAGAAUGUAGCAUGGAUUGGAGGAAGAAUACAGAAGGUAGCAUGGAUUUGAAGGUGGAUUUAGAAGAUAGCGUAGAUUGGAGGGUGAAUACAGAACAUAGCAUGGAUUGGAGCGUAAAUACAGAAGGUAGCAUGGAUUGGAGGGUGAAUACAGAAGGUAGCAUGGAUUGGAGGGUGAAUACAGAAGGUAGCGUCUAUUGGAGGGUGAAUACAGAAGGUAGCAUGGAUUGGAGGAUGAAUACAGAAGGUAGCGUCUAUUGGAGGGUGAAUAUAGAAGGUAGCAUGGAUUGGAGGGUGAAUGCAGAAGGUAGCAUGGAUUGGAGGGUGAAUACAGAAGGUAGCAUGGAUUGGAGGGUGAAUACAGAAGGUAGCGUCUAUUGGAGGGUAAAUACAGAAGGUAGCAUGGAUUGGAGGGUGUAGCAUGUAUUAGAGGGUGAAUACAGAAGGUAGCAUGGAUUGGAGGGUGUAGCAUGUAUUGGAGGGUGAAUACAGAAGGUAGCAUGGAUUGGAGGGUGUAGCAUGUAUUGGAGGGUGAAUACAGAAGGUAGCAUGGAUUGGAGGGUAUAUACAGAAGGUAGCAUGGUUUGGAGGGUGAAUACAGAAGGUAACAUGGUUUGGAGGGUAAAUACGAAGGUAGCAUGGUUUGGAGGGUGAAUACAGAAGGUAACAUGGUUUGGAGGGUGAAUACAGAAGGUAACAUGGUUUGGAAGGUGAAUACAGAAGGUAACAUGGUUUGGAGGGUAAAUACAGAAGGUAACAUGGUUUGGAGGGUGAAUACAGAAGGUAACAUGGUUUGGAAGGUGAAUACAGAAGGUAACAUGGUUUGGAGGGUAAAUACAGAAGCUAACAUGGUUUCGAGGGUGAAUACAGAAGGUAACAUGGUUUGGAGGGUGAAUACAGAAGGUAGCAUGGAUUGGAGGGUGUAGCAUGGAUUGGAGGGUGUAGCAUGGAUUGGAGGGUGAAUACAGAAGGUAGCGUGUAUUGGAGGGUAAAUACAGAAGGUAGCGUGUAUUCGAAUGUGAAUACAGAAGAUAGCAUGGAUUGGAGCGUAAAUACAGAAGGUAGCAUGGAUUGGAGGGUGAAUACAGAAGGUAGCAUGGAUUUGAGCGUGAAGACAGAAGGUAGCAUGGAUUGGAGGAUGAAUACAGAAGGUAGCAUCUAUUGGAGGGUGAAUACAGAAGGUAGCAUGGAUUGGAGGGUGAAUGCAGAAGGUAGCAUGGAUUGGAGGGUGAAUACAGAAGGUAGCAUGGAUUGGAGGGUGAAUACAGAAGGUAGCGUCUAUUGGAGGGUGAAUACAGAAGGUAGCAUGGAUUGGAGGGUGAAUGCAGAAGGUAGCAUGGAUUGGAGGAUGAAUACAGAAGGUAGUGUCUAUUGGAGGGUGAAUACAGAAGGUAGCAUGGAUUGAAGGAUGAAAACAGAAGGUAGCAUGGAUUGGAGGGUGAAUUUAGAAGAUAGCGUAGAUUGGAGGGUGAAUACAGAAGAUAGCAUCGAUUGGAGGGUGAAUACAGAAGGUAGCAUGGAUUGGAGGUUGAAUACAGAAGGUAGCAUGGAUUGGAGGGUGAAUACAGAAGGUAGCAUGGAUUGGAGCGUAAAUACAGAAGGUAGCAUGGAUUGGAGGGCGAAUACAGAAGGUAGCAUGGAUUGGAGCGUGAAGACAGAAUGUAGCAUGGAUUGGAGGAAGAAUACAGAAGGUAGCAUGGAUUUGAAGGUGGAUUUAGAAGAUAGCGUAGAUUGGAGGGUGAAUACAGAACAUAGCAUGGAUUGGAGCGUAAAUACAGAAGGUAGCAUGGAUUGGAGGGUGAAUACAGAAGGUAGCAUGGAUUGGAGGGUGAAUACAGAAGGUAGCGUCUAUUGGAGGGUGAAUACAGAAGGUAGCAUGGAUUGGAGGAUGAAUACAGAAGGUAGCGUCUAUUGGAGGGUGAAUAUAGAAGGUAGCAUGGAUUGGAGGGUGAAUGCAGAAGGUAGCAUGGAUUGGAGGGUGAAUACAGAAGGUAGCAUGGAUUGGAGGGUGAAUACAGAAGGUAGCGUCUAUUGGAGGGUAAAUACAGAAGGUAGCAUGGAUUGGAGGGUGUAGCAUGUAUUAGAGGGUGAAUACAGAAGGUAGCAUGGAUUGGAGGGUGUAGCAUGUAUUGGAGGGUGAAUACAGAAGGUAGCAUGGAUUGGAGGGUGUAGCAUGUAUUGGAGGGUGAAUACAGAAGGUAGCAUGGAUUGGAGGGUAUAUACAGAAGGUAGCAUGGUUUGGAGGGUGAAUACAGAAGGUAACAUGGUUUGGAGGGUAAAUACGAAGGUAGCAUGGUUUGGAGGGUGAAUACAGAAGGUAACAUGGUUUGGAGGGUGAAUACAGAAGGUAACAUGGUUUGGAAGGUGAAUACAGAAGGUAACAUGGUUUGGAGGGUAAAUACAGAAGGUAACAUGGUUUGGAGGGUGAAUACAGAAGGUAACAUGGUUUGGAAGGUGAAUACAGAAGGUAACAUGGUUUGGAGGGUAAAUACAGAAGCUAACAUGGUUUCGAGGGUGAAUACAGAAGGUAACAUGGUUUGGAGGGUGAAUACAGAAGGUAGCAUGGAUUGGAGGUUGAAUACAGAAGGUAGCAUGGAUUGGAGGGUGAAUACAGAAGGUAGCAUGGAUUGGAGCGUAAAUACAGAAGGUAGCAUGGAUUGGAGGGCGAAUACAGAAGGUAGCAUGGAUUGGAGCGUGAAGACAGAAUGUAGCAUGGAUUGGAGGAAGAAUACAGAAGGUAGCAUGGAUUUGAAGGUGGAUUUAGAAGAUAGCGUAGAUUGGAGGGUGAAUACAGAACAUAGCAUGGAUUGGAGCGUAAAUACAGAAGGUAGCAUGGAUUGGAGGGUGAAUACAGAAGGUAGCAUGGAUUGGAGGGUGAAUACAGAAGGUAGCGUCUAUUGGAGGGUGAAUACAGAAGGUAGCAUGGAUUGGAGGGUGAAUGCAGAAGGUAGCAUGGAUUGGAGGAUGAAUACAGAAGGUAGCGUCUAUUGGAGGGUGAAUAUAGAAGGUAGCAUGGAUUGGAGGGUGAAUGCAGAAGGUAGCAUGGAUUGGAGGGUGAAUACAGAAGGUAGCAUGGAUUGGAGGGUGAAUACAGAAGGUAGCGUCUAUUGGAGGGUGAAUACAGAAGGUAGCAUGGAUUGGAGGGUGAAUACAGAAGGUAGCAUGGAUUGGAGGGUGAAUACAGAAGAUAGCGUAGAUUGGAGGGUGAAUACAGAACAUAGCAUGGAUUGGAGCGUAAAUACAGAAGGUAGCAUGGAUUGGAGGGUGAAUACAGAAGAUAGCGUAGAUUGGAGGGUGAAUACAGAACAUAGCAUGGAUUGGAGCGUAAAUACAGAAGGUAGCAUGGAUUGGAGGGUGAAUACAGAAGGUAGCAUGGUUUGGAGGGUGAAUACAGAAGAUAGCAUGGAUUGGAGGGUGAAUACAGAAGGUAGCAUGGAUUGGAGGUUGAAUACAGAAGGUAGCAUGGAUUGGAGGGUGAAUGCAGAAGGUAGCAUUGAUUGGAGCGUGAAGACAGAAGGUAGCAUGGAUUGGAGGAUGAAUACAGAAGGAAAGCCAAAUAAGGUUUUAGUAAAUCCUCCCUUUGUAAACUACCUCUGUAUAACAGGUAAUAGAAAGAAUAGACAGGUAUAUUUUCAUUCUCAAAGAAAAAUAAAAAUCUCUGCGCCUGUGAAAGGACGAAUCUUGUGUGUUGAACUCAGCAAAUAUCCUUUCACAAGAGAGUCACAAUAGAAUGUUAAUGCUAGAGCAUUGAAUGAAUACUCUCAACUCCACAGGAUUGGGGUCAGCAGUCAAAAGAAAUUCACUUCCUCAUUGUCCAACCUAUCAGUUUUCUGUUAUCAAGCCCAUAGUUGCCUGCAUUUCUUUGCAGGCUCUGUUGUUUAGAAUGUCAACUGUAGGUGACCUGUGUUAAAUAACUGACAACCUUUUUUACAUAGGCAAGAAAGAAAAUUUUAACUGUUAGAUCAUGUGCCUUUAUGAAUUUGUCCCAUUUAAUAUUAGACCAACAUGUUUUCAUAACUUAGAGCAUUUACCUUUUUUGUAGAAAUUUGUAGCUGAAGAGAAAUAAAAAAAUAUAGGCAUUAAACAUGCUAAAGCUGCAGUUAACAAAUUAAUUGUUAUCUUUCAGAAACAGUACAGUCAAUAACCAAAUAUAGUUACAAAUAGUAUUCCUUCUGAUGCCUGUUUUUACAUGAAGCCUUGAUACUGCUUGCAGACUUACACUUGACCCUAACAGUAAAGAGCUCUUAAGUUGGGUCAGAGGAAACAAAGAAAAGCAAGUUAAUUUUGGAAAUUUCCCCAUUUUCUCCGUAAUCCAAGUUCUAUGAACUUGCCAAAAUAUCAGUACAAAAGUGGCAACUUUCAUGAUUGCUAAAAUAAAACACUGAAAUCUGGAAUACAGUCCAUAUUAUGCUCUUCAACAUGUCCAAGGACAAAAACUGAAUAAAUUUUGGAACGUUUAUUUGAUUAAUGUGUUAAAAAUGGGUUUUUGUACUGGUCUUUCCUGGUUGUAAUUUUCUAUAUUUAGUCACAAGUAAUGUCCUGGGGAAUUCCCCUCUACCGGUUUAUUGGAGUUAUCUCCCUUCACCUGUUGGGCUAUCAGGAAGAAAUGAGAGAUUCUGUCCCAUGAACUGCAUUGAAUAUUUAUG